AUGGCAAGCUACAACGUCCCUCACCGAGCAGUGCUCCAGGAUGGGCUCCGGCCUGGGUCUGUGAUCCGAGUUAGGGGGACGGUGCCAGCCAACGCAAGUCGCUUCCACGUGAACCUUCUGUGCUCCGAAGGCUCCGGGGCCGACACGGCCCUCCACUGCAAUCCCCGGAUGGACUCGGGAGAGAUGGUGUUCAACACCUACGAGAAGGGAGCGUGGGGGCCGGAGGAGCGCAGCCCCAAGCUCCCCUUCCAGCGGGGCCAGCCGUUCGACCUGCUCCUCAUCGCGGCCGAAGACUCCUUCAAGGCCGUGGAGGGAGACCACAUGUUCCAUCGAUUCUCACACCGGAUGCCUCUGAACCUGGUGCGGGUCCUGGAGGUCGGGGGCGACGUGCAGCUGCAGAACGUGGCCAUCCUCUGA
Molecule: messenger RNA, 417 nt
Organism: Gracilinanus agilis (Agile Gracile Mouse Opossum)
Lineage: Eukaryota; Metazoa; Chordata; Mammalia; Didelphimorphia; Didelphidae
Gene: LGALS7
Product: galectin 7
Exons: 4
Coding region: 1-417 (138 amino acids)
Molecular function (GO): carbohydrate binding
Source: RefSeq, a predicted model, not a curated record